Eriocheir sinensis (Chinese mitten crab) is the source of this 1941-nucleotide messenger RNA. Its product is annotated as type-2 ice-structuring protein-like. Lineage: Eukaryota; Metazoa; Arthropoda; Malacostraca; Decapoda; Varunidae. The record is from RefSeq and is a predicted model, not a curated record. Bases 176 to 991 code for a protein of 271 amino acids. The transcript has 7 exons.
CGUAAACCCAUAGACGUGCCCUACCCCUGCCAGCCAGUCCUUGACGCCGGGCACCGCUCGGGAGUAAUUCUAGGCAGCACUUUACGCCCUGACUCCACCAUAGAAGGAUCCCCAGCAGACACCACCUCGAGGCGCUCCUCUGUGUAUCACCUGCGUACACGACUGUCUGGCAACCAUGAUGGGCGUGAGAGUAGGCGUGGCGGUGCAGCUAGUGUUGGUGGGUGUGGCCGCGGUGGUGUCGGCCACGCCCCUCCAGCAGGGAGAUGACCCCGCCGCGGUGCAGAGCCUCUUCCCUGACCUGGUGGAGACAGUCAAGGAGCUGGUCAACACGGACAAAGGUGUGCAGGAGCAGCUGCUGGCCACCAUGCGGGACAUCGCCGGCACGCAGGAGAGGCUGCAGCAAUUCCUGAUGGGCGGGGCACCCGUGGCCUCAGAAAUGACGGCGGCGGAGUCGGAGUCGGAUUCUGAUCCUAACAACAACUUGAUCUACUUCACCAGGAACGUUGUGGCGGCCCUUAACGCAGGUAACAACACCCAGCUGGAAGGCAUCAUGACGGAGCUGAAGAAUCUGAACGACAACUUCAAGGUUCAUUUCAAGUCGGUGGCGUGCCCCGAGCCAUUCAUGCCCCUGGGAGACGAGUGUUUCAACUUCCAGCUGGAGGAUCUGUCUUGGAACGCCUCCCGUACGCGCUGCCUCAAGCUGGGCGGCGAGCUGGCCAUCCCCAAGAACCUGACCCAAGUGCGACUCUUCAUCAACCAGAACUUCCCUCGCAAGAACCGCCGCAACUUCUGGCUGGGCGCCAUCGAGAAUAACAAGGUUUGGGAGUGGCUGUCCGGGGAUGCCGUGAACCCCGACCUUUGGUACACCAACGAGCCCUCGGGUAACGGGGACUGCCUGGCCAUGUUCGACGGCUGGGAGCACCCUCUCAGCGACUUCCCCUGCGAACGCGAGCGCCGCGCCAUUUGUGAGCGUGUCAUGAGGUUGAACUAAAGGAAGAGUUGACGACUUGGCAGCUACUCACCUGUCUUCACACCUACCUUCCUACCUGUCUAUUUCCCUACCCACCUACCUUUCCACCUACCUUCCAACAUGUCUUCUUCUCUACCAACCUACCUUCCCAACCCACCUUCCUCCGUGUCCAUUUCCCUACCCAUCUAUCUUUCCAUCUACCUUCCUCCCUGUCUACUUCCUUACUCAUUUACUGUCCUACGUACCAACCUAUCCACCUUCGUCCCUCCCUACCCACUUACCUGCCUGCCCACCUGCCUGCUUACCAUUUUUUUCCUAUCUCUCGUUCUUGAUUUUUUUCCUCCUCUUCGUUCUCGCCCCCAUCCACCACCAUUACCUCUUCCUCCUCCUCCUUCUCCUCGUCCUCGUCACUCCAGAAGACCAGACGUCCUCAACCUCAACCCCAACCUCCACCUGCUCCUGCUGCCUCUGCUGGAUCUUCCGCUUCUUAAACAGGUGCAUUUUGAGUGUUUUAGUAGCGGUGGUAGGAGUGGGUGUAGAUGGUCCUAUUUUGCUAACGAGGAGGCUGUGCAGUAGGGGCUGUAUUGGUGGGGGAAGUAGAUGGGAUGUGUAGUGGUGAUGGGAGUAGAUAAGGGAGUAGGAGUCGAAGUAGAUGUUGGAGUAGCUUGCUUUCGGAGUAGUAGGUGGUUGGAUUGUAGUAGUAAUAGUAGUAACUGUUUUGGGUUGCUACUGCUGUGUACUGUCCUAAAAUGUGUAGAGUGUCUUGGUGGCAUAAUGUUUGUUUCCAGGAGUAGUUGUUCGCUAUUUCCGCUCACAUUGUAUUGUCAAGUAGAUUUCACGUGUUUUGUGUAAGAGGUCUCUGUAUCAGUUGGUUAGUAGUGUCCGUAACGUAAUGAACCACUGUAUCGCAUCGUUUUGUAUUGUUUGAAUGGCACAAUACACGCAAUUAAAGAAUUAUUAAUGAAACAGAA